Molecule: messenger RNA, 577 nt
Organism: Ooceraea biroi (clonal raider ant)
Lineage: Eukaryota; Metazoa; Arthropoda; Insecta; Hymenoptera; Formicidae
Gene: ND-13A
Product: NADH dehydrogenase (ubiquinone) 13 kDa A subunit
Biological process (GO): mitochondrial electron transport, NADH to ubiquinone
Cellular component (GO): respiratory chain complex I
Source: RefSeq, a predicted model, not a curated record
CACUUGCGAAACGAAAACGUCGUGACAUCUUGCAGCAACGACUGAUAACCGUAACGUAACAAUACCAAAGUACCAAACACUCGUCAAAAAUGGCGACCAGAAGAGUCAGUGGAUUGUACGCUCCUCUUGGCAAGUUUUACCGAGGAAAUGUAUCCUCGGUAAACGCGACGCAACGUGCAUAUUCCAUCGCGAAAGACGGUGACAAUCAGAUUACCCACACCGGUCAGGUGUUCGAGAAAGAUGACUAUCGAUUAGUACGGUUUACAAACAGGCCCAAGGAGGUGAAUAAAAACUGGGCGAUUAAUUUGAUAGAUGAAGUGCCGCCGUCUUCUCAGAAGGAGAGAAUCGUAGCCUGCGACGGUGGUGGAGGCCCACUUGGACAUCCUAAGGUUUACAUAAACUUGGAUAAACCAGGCAAUCAUACUUGUGGUUAUUGUGGUUUGCGUUUCUACAAGGAGGAUCAUCAUUAGGUGAUGAUUGUAUAUAUGAGUAGUUACUUUAAUUAUUAAUUUAUAAGUAUACUUUAGAACGCAAUCCUAAUAAAUGUAUAAAAUGUAUAAAAUAAAAAGUUACAUGC